Molecule: messenger RNA, 4174 nt
Organism: Oxyura jamaicensis (ruddy duck)
Lineage: Eukaryota; Metazoa; Chordata; Aves; Anseriformes; Anatidae
Exons: 9
Coding region: 1472-2320 (282 amino acids)
Source: RefSeq, a predicted model, not a curated record
UUAUCCCUUCUCUCAGGUAUACCAGGAAAAAUUCUAAAUGCAGAGAAGUAUAUUUAGAGUUUUUUUUUAUAAAAUGGGGAAACUGAGGUAUGGAACUGCUUGACUGAAAGUCCUGGGUGCUGCAGGACACAAGGUGUGUGCAGCUCCUCUGCUCACCUGCAAACAGAUUACCUCUUGGUUUUACCUAGCUGGUCCUCUUCUGGAGGCAAACACCAGUGUAAACCGUUUCUUUUCCUCUCCCCUCCUCCUGUGCUGAAGUAAUCAUGUUCCCAAAGGAAUAUCCAUUAAUUUAUGGCCCCAAGUUCCUGUGCCAAUUCUUUUAUGGGAAGCAGUUAAUGACCUUAAUCUCUGUGAAUCACACAGUUGGUCAGAAAGACCCUUCUAAGAGGUGUUUGAGGAACACGUAAAUGUUUCUUGAAUAAUUUUUAUUUUUAUUUUUUUACUUCCCCCUCCCCUCCUGGCCUCUGUAAAAAGCACAGCCUGCAUCUAUGUAACUAAUCAGAUUUUCUUGCUGAUUUGACCCUAAACAAUUACUGCAUUUUUGGCUUCCUAAUAGCUGGGCUGUUAAGAACAGAAGAGGCUCUAUUAGGAGACAGAGACGCAACUGGGAGCAUCACAGGUGAUGCCAACUAAUGUUCUCUCUAGAGUGCACCAGGAGUUCAACCCUAUAUGCCUAAUUAAUCACAUUGUGAAACACCUGCAGUGCUGGAUUGGUGUUAAUCAGACCAGGUUGGGGACCAGCACGCUGCCCUGGGCAGCACAUGCUGCUGAGGGGAAGCAUCUCUCAGCUGAGAGGUGGGUGCUCAUCCAUUUAUUAGAAGCAGCUUUAGGCCUUUGCCCUCCCUGUUUCCUAGUGCAGAUUAACUAAGAGACAAAAGGUUGCUUCUGACAGCUUUCUGGGCUGCUGCUGUGACCAAAAAAAGUCUCAGUGACGGUGUUUUGUUUCUCCAGAAUAAAUGAUGCGCUGCUUUCUCUUCUUGUAACGACACAACAAAGUGCUGCCAGGAGCCUGGUGUGUCUGAGGAGCCCUGCAAUAAUGAACAGGAAAAUGAAGCCUAGUUUUUGCGAACAAUCUUGUGUGUUAAACAGCCACAACAGCAAGAUGUUGAGACCAUUAGGAUGAAUGCACAUUGCUCAUCGGAGACAGGAAGACAGACUCCAUCCUCAAGCUUCACUGCUCCAAUUCAUGACUGCGAGCAAAAAGAAAGCAAAGAUUUGGUGUGAAACAGAGCCGUGCUCGGGAACAUCCACUUGUGUGGGGAGUGGCACCUGGUGUCAUGUGUAAUUACUCAUCCUGCCUAGACCAAAUGGAUCAGCUAUAAAUUAAGUGCUGAGCUAUGUGAACUCGCGCAGCUGGGGUAAAAGAGCAAGGAGAUGAGUGCAGGAGGAGCCUGGUGAGCCUGCCCCAGGAUUGUGGAGCAUCUAACAGCACCAGCACCAGGGUCGUAGAGCAUCCAACAUCACCAGAGCCAUGCUCCCAGGUGGACAAAUGGGCUCUGCCUGCUUCCCGUGGCUGUGCUUGCUGCUUCUCAGCGGCCCUGCUCUGUGUCCAGGUAUUGCUGCGUCUGGAGGUGACCCUGCUGAGGGGACAAAUGGCACUUCCUUGAAGAAAACAAAAGUGACAGCUUAUCGCUGUAAAGAUUGUGACAGCCACAUUUGCAGAUCAUCCAAUUACGAGACCUUUGAAAAAAUUGGAGAAACACAAAAUGAGAGAUUUAAAAAUGACAUUAUUCAGUUGGUGACCAAUGAAACUCACGUCAUUGUGUGCUUUCAGCAAGAAAUUAAAUAUCUUAACGAAGUUUAUGCCAUCGUCUGGGAGAAAGUCUCAGGAAUAGGAGAAUCCUGUGGCAACCUGGAGCUUGGAGAAAAUGGGGUGCAUCACAUCACAGAGGAGGAAAAAAUCUGCUGUGCAGUAGAGACAAAUGAAACCCAAGCACGCGUCAGUAACCUGAACUGCUACAUUGAAAGAAAGAAAAAAAGCUUACUAUACAAGACCCCUGAUGAUGUAACACUAGAUAAUCCAACAGAUCCAGGCAGCAAGGACAGAAUUGGCAUCACUGCCACUUUCCUGAUUCUUGGGGUUUGUGCAGCAGCAGCACUGGCGCUGUAUUGUGUUCAAAGAACCCGAAAUGGUCAAGGACCUGUCAUAGUGCUCUAUCAGAUUCUUAAAGUGAAUGGAGAGAGACAGCUGUCUUCAGCAGGUGCUAUAAAACCCAAUCAGGCUUCUGAAAGCAGAAUGUCACAGCCAUCUGAAGCACCAUCUACAAAUGAGACAAACCAGGCCUUUAUGGAAGCAUCCUCCUCCUCAAACAUAGUCUAGUCAUCACCUGAAGAAACACGUUUAUUUUAUACAAGACCUCAGUAGUUUUCACAAAUGUACUUUCACGACUACCAUGCAUUCACCAAGGACUGCAAUUGCCAUAGUUAUGCAGCUCCAGGCUUUUGCAAGCAAUAUGAGAAGCUUCCUGGGGCUCCUGUCAUCUCCUGGUACUUGGCUGAGGAGCCCCAGCAUCACAAGAUGCAUGGCUUGUUCGGCAGCACAGGCUUAAACCAACUGAAUCCUCCUAAUGUUUUUUAUGGUUGAAACUCUCAGUUCUCCUAAACUUCUUUGGAGAACUGCAUCUGUGCUCAGGCAGGCUGUGUUGAACCCUGGUGGAGACCUUCUCUGUGUAUCUUCUAUGUUGUAACACAGUAGCGUGGCCAAAGGUUUUCAUCGGUUAACUCCCAGGCUAGUUCUAGGUUUCCCUGAGAAGGAGUUUUGUAGAACCAUGGAACAGCUUGGGUUGGAAGGGACCUUAAAGACCACCUGCCAGCUCAGCCUGUCCAGAACCUCAUCCAGCCUGUACAGGUGACUGGUUUGUUUCCUUAGAGUGGUUUGGCAGUCUGAGCCAAAAGUCUGGUUUUGCAGCCACCUGCAGGUUGAAGGCUACUCUGCAGGCUCUGUCCUGUGCAGCAGAGCCAGAAGGGCCUGCACAAGGGAUCCCCAAAGAGUAGUAGUUCACAGGCAGCAUCUCAUCUUCAAGUGAUUUACCACUUAUGCUUGAUUUGAGUAAAUCCUCAGAAUUUGCAUUAUACCCAAACCAAUAUCAGGCUUUUGAGCAAAAAGCAGCAGCAUCCAAAUUGCAAAAGCAGACCCCAGAAAGCGGGAUGGAUGCUUGUUGAAUCACUUUUUGCAUGGUUUAACCAACCAUAAACCUGUAAGGUGGCACUUUCAGCAGGAAAUCUCAAAGGAUGUAGGAUAUUGUGUGACUCUGUAUACAUAAAAAAAUACAAAAAAUGUAUAUGAAAGUAUACAAAAAAGUUAUGGACCUUUUAUUUUUUUCUUAACCUCAAACUUUUGGAAGGUCCUUCAAAUACAAGUAGGAAAUUUCUGUGUUGUUUUGCAACAAUAUGAUUAGUUCAACAUGCAUUUUUCCAGUGCAGCUAUCAUGGGCAUUGCUUUUGGUUCUGUUUCUCUGCUCUAAAUCAUUGCUGUGAGAACCUCUCAGGAAGUGCCAAGCAUUCCCAUUGAUGGGAAUGUGCUGGGAUUCAGGAGAUUCCAGUAAUGCGUACCUGAUUUUCCUAGACAUAGAAAAAUACUGUCUUAAAAUUAAAGGCUGUUGCAGUUCUUUGAUGUGGUCUUUUAAUGGAGAAAACAAAUGUGUGUCUACAUAUUCGUGUGUGCGUGUAGGGUGGUCAAAUUGAUGACUGACACUGCUCCUUUUUGUGUACCCUCAGAGUUUUUUGAAAAAGAGACAACAUGUAUUUGACAACUUAUAUUGUAGCAAUUGGAGGGAUUCAAGCUUAAUAGUGUGCAAAUUUAACUUCUAAUAUUUAACGCUAGUUGGGGCCAGAGAGCUAGCCAAGUCUUGAGAAUAAAGAUUACCUGCCCAGUUCACAAACUGACUUUGGGGUUCAUCCAGCCACACACUUCCCUUCCCAUCUUUUCUGCCUUUCUGCUGCUGAUUUUGCAGAUGGUGAUACUCAGAGGUGUCACUCCCAGCUGUUCUGAUUUGUGCCUCCUGAGCUGCAUUUUGCCUGUAAUGCCAGUCAUCCGUUCUCUUGGGAAAAGGACUUUAAUGAUCUAUGCUCUUGGCUCUCAGCAAGUGAAUGAUGUUGCUUUAUGUGCUUUUUUUUUUUUUUUACAAAUAAAUAUAUCCACACAAAUAGUUCUGAAAUAAAAAUCAAUUGAAAA